AUGCCUCAGCACAGCUUACGCAGCAAAUCAGCCACGGGCAUUUUUCCAAGUCUAAUCGUACAUGGGUUUCCACUUAGACCCAAGUCAAGCACGAAUGAGACGUUCGUGAGUUAUGAGCUAAUAAUGUACUUUGGACCAAUGCAUUCGGGAUUGAUGUGUCAAAUCUCUCUAAGAAAACUCAAUAAUUUGUUGGUUAGUUGCUACUCUAUGACGAGGUCCAGCCCUGGCCCUGUCCAUUUUUCAGAAAUUGAAGACCUUUUUUUACCCAUCUACCUAGGAUCCAUGGUUAACGUAUCGAGUGUUCCCCGGGUCCCCGGCCCGAGUUUGUGA
Penicillium digitatum Pd1 is the source of this 330-nucleotide messenger RNA. NCBI's taxonomy places the organism in Eukaryota, Fungi, Ascomycota, Eurotiomycetes, Eurotiales, Aspergillaceae. The record is from RefSeq and is a predicted model, not a curated record.